AUGAAAGAUAAUUAGAAAAAAAUAAAAUAUCAUUAGAUAAAAGGUAAAAACAAAAGAAUUUAAAGAUAAAUAUAAAAAUCAUAAUAAUCCCAAUAUUUUUAAGUCGAAGAUAACUGUUUAAAGAGUAUUAAAAAUGAAGUAAGUUUAGUGUUGAAGGAAUUGAACCAAAGAUAUAUUGUACAGUUCUAGUGAACCCAUACCGAGAUUUAAUGAUUAUAAAUUGUCAAGGUUGUAAACUAUUCUUAAGAAUACAUAAUUCUAAGAAAAAGAAGUUAUUAUAUAUAUACAAAUUUAAAAUAAAUAAUUUUAUGGAUUAAAAUUUUUACCAGCCUUACUAAUUGAAGAGAAACAGUAUAGUAUAAUAUUAUAUUAUAGAGGAAUUACUUACUUUUUUCGGAUCAACUGGAUUACUAAUAUGACUGUUUAGAAUUGGAAAAUGAUUAAUGGGCAAGCACAUCUAUAUUGAAAGGCUUUCCAUAAUAUAUUAAAAUAAGGAUUUAAGAUUAUUUUCCUUUGAAAAUAUUUUUCAAUGUAGGAGCUUUUAAAUGCAAUAUUUAUUUUUCAUUUUUAACCUCUUAGCCUUCGGAAAGGAAUCAUCAGAAACAUGUUGUUCUAAAAUAAUAAAAAAUCAUUGUAAUUAAGAAACCUGAAGAACACAAGAAUUAUUUAUUUUUCUCUCUCUUGUCAGAUUAUAGUACUUCAAUAAAACUUAAGGCUUGGUUUCAAAGUAUAAAAAUUAAGAAUUAACAUAAUAGCAUCCCAAUAUGACAGGAGUUAUUUUUUGUGUUACGAUGGAAAAGAAUAACUCAGAAUGCGAAGUGGUUAUUAGAAUAACAAUAAUACAGAUGAUGAAUCUUUUAAUACAAGCAAAAAUAAUAUAUCUUCUUUAAAUAUGUAAAGUAUUGGAAAAUCUCUAAUUCAUGAAAGUGUCCCUCCAAUUAAAUUAUUUAGUGAUAAUCGUAGAAUCAAUUCAGUCAAACAAAGAUGCGAAUAGGUUUCGUUAAAAAAUAAAAUAUUAUUAGUUUAACAGAAAAAACUUUAAUUAUUAUCUUAAAAUGUAAUUUCAAGAUACCAAAGAAUGUUAGUACAAUCUUAUAAAUAAUUACAUCAAUAAAGAAUGAUGAAAAAAUACAUCAAUUAAUGGAUAAUUGCCCUUAAUUUUAUAAAAUAUGUUGAUAUCCUCUAUGCUCAUUUUAAAAUUAACAAAAUAUUAAGAUGCAUGAAUAAUUCUCCGAAACAUUAUGCACAAAGAUGGAAAUAAGUUAAUGAAAAAAAUACCUCUCUUAAUUUGAGAGUUUUAAUGUAAACCAAUUUAACUCUAUCAAUCUUCUCAAAAUAACUAACUGAAAAAAUUUCACGAUAAAUAUCGGAUCUUAUCUUGAUAACUUUAAAUGAUACAUUUUUUAUAAAAACGUAAGCAUAAUUAUAGCAAUCUUUUAUUAAUUUUUACCUUAAGGUUAAGCUAAUCUAAGAGUUUUAUUUUGCACAAAGAAAUAAGUUCUAUCUUUAGAUGGAGCAAAUGAUUUAAAAUAUCAGAUAGCAGUCCCCAUAAAUUCUUAUUUCUAAACAAAGAAUGAAAAGAAUUAUGUUCUUGUUUUACGAAAAGUUGUGUGCUAAACAUAAAGAUGAAUAUAAAAGGUUUUUGGAGUUGGAAGUACCUAAUGUUACUUUGCUAACAUCAGUGUUCGCAAUAUUUUCAAAACCAAAAUUGAAUAUUAUGAAGAAUCAAGCAUUGUUGCUCUAAAUUAUUGAACAAACCCAAUGA
Messenger RNA from Paramecium octaurelia, 1765 nucleotides. Lineage: Eukaryota; Ciliophora; Oligohymenophorea; Peniculida; Parameciidae. The record is from the annotation of a GenBank genome assembly.